Ipomoea triloba (trilobed morning glory) is the source of this 2495-nucleotide messenger RNA. RefSeq names its product polyadenylate-binding protein-interacting protein 7-like. The record is from RefSeq and is a predicted model, not a curated record. The transcript has 6 exons. Bases 252 to 2108 code for a protein of 618 amino acids. NCBI's taxonomy places the organism in Eukaryota, Viridiplantae, Streptophyta, Magnoliopsida, Solanales, Convolvulaceae.
AAAAGGUGAGAGAAACAAAGAUAGAACAGAGCCUGAGGUAGAAAAGAUAGAGUAGGGAUUUUAUACGUAAAGGAUUUAUAAAAAAAUAAUUAAACUGAAAAAAAAAACAAAAAUUAAACCCUCUCAGUUCACACCUCGAACAUCAGGAAGAAGAGAUAAGGCAGAGAUUUACUCUUUUUUCCUUUUCUGUCUUAAUUUCUAUCUGUUUCUCUCUCUAUUUCUGUUUCAGUGAGCACGGAUGGAUCCAUUUGAUGUGCUGUCAAAGCUUCGUGAAGGCUUUGGCUGAUAAUGUUCUUCUGAGAUUGUGCCUUUUUAAGUUCUAUGCAUGUAAAGACCCUUUAUUCUUGAAUAAAGAUUUUUUAGAAAAGCCAAAAAGAGGAAAAAUAAUGAACAUUUCAGGAAAAGGGGUUUCAAUCAGUGACAAAAAGCUAAUUUCAGCCAAGGCGACAACAUUGAAUCCUAAUGCUGCAGAAUUCGUUCCUCUUGCACUCAAAUCACCCUCUGGUAGUACUAGCACUGCAGGUGCAUCAAAGUUUGCAAACACGAAUACAAGUACACUAGGAAAAGCUGUGUUAGAUAGAUCAGAAUCAUCUGCUUCAAAUAACUCAGAUGAUGAAGCACACCAGUACUGGCGGCGUCAACUCCCUGACGACAUUACACCUGAUUUCAAGGUCAUGGGAGAAGAUGAUUCUCAUGGGCUCAAUAAUCUUCCCUUUUCCAGUUUGUCGUUGACUGAUAUCACUGAAGCUUCAAGAUUCUCCGGCUCAACAGGCAGUGGGUUUAUGCUGAAAGAGCAGCAGGAAUUAUCACCACAUCAAAUCAGCGGUACUAGCUUUAGUGAAGCAACAAGCUAUUCCAUUUCACCCUUUGCUGAGGCUGCAUCAUCAACAGCAUUUCAUCUCUUGCCUGGUAAACCUUGGGAUAAACAGCUUAUGAACAAUGGACAGUUUCUAACUAGUCCUAGAGAUGGGCCUCUUUAUAAUGGGAACUCUAGACAUGGGUACCUAACUGAUGGGAUCAACAAGCAGCCAUUUGUAGAAAAUACCGACGCCUCUUUUGAAUUCCUGUCUUCGAAAUUCCCUGGUUUUGCAGCUGAAAGUCUUGCUGAGGUGUACUAUGCCAGUGGAGGUGACUUGGCCCUGACAAUGGAUAUGCUUACUCAACUAGAGCUUCAAGGUGAUGGUGGGUUGAGUCAGAAUCUGAAUUCUAAGCCCUUGUCUACUUCAUAUCUGAGUGCAUUGGAUUUCCCUGCUCCUUAUGUGACAGAUAAUCAAAACAACUUUUUGAAGUACACUGGAGAUGAUACUCAACAGAACUUGAGUCUCUAUAGGCCAUCUGAUAAGGAUAACACUCUAAUGUUCAGAUCUGGCUCUUCUGUCCCUUCUAGAGGUGCUGUUGAUUUUGCAUCUGCUGUCAAGAAGAUGGCACAUCAAGAUUCUAGCAUCUGGAAGUAUGACAGAAAUGGAUUAGCUGAUGCAAGUGUUGGAUCAAGUAGAAAUUCUAAUGCCAUGUUUAGUUCUUACAAUGGUAGCCAAAGUAGAGGGUUCUAUGGCGACAGGUUGCAAAGUCGAGGGUCAACUCAUGCAGGUCCUGUUUGGCUUGAAACUGGAGAUGCAGUUGCAAACAUGUAUUCCGAAAUUCGGGAAGAAGCUCGUGACCAUGCACAUUUACGCAAUGCAUACUUGGAACAGGCUCGGCAGGCAAAUCUUAUUGGCAACAAGGCUUUAGCUAAGGAAUGGAACACUAAUGGGCAGCUACAUAAUAUGCAGAUAAAUGCUGCUCAUGGGAAGUCACAAGAAUCUCUAUUUCGCCUAAGGAAUCAAGAGAUUCAAGGCAAUGGCAGAGGACAAGAUAGACUCAUAGAUCUGCAUGGAUAUAAUGUUAAUGAUGCUCUUCUUGUCCUGAAGCGUGAGCUGGCUGGAUUGAGAAAUGCAGCGAGAUCAACAGAUCAGCAAUUGCAGGUCUUCAUUUCUGUAGGAAUAGGGCAGCCUACCAAGGGUUCAAGGACUCCCGGUAAACUUCCAAUUGCCGUACAAUACUACCUGCUAGAGGAGGGCCUUGACUACUCUGAACCCCAACCAGGGCUGCUCCGAGUUGUGAUGUACUGAGUCAAGGUAUAGGAGUUUUUUGAUGACACACAGCAUAACCCAUGGAAUCAUCAAGAAAAAAGAAAAAAGAAAAAAGAAAAAAAAAAGAAGAAUAUUGUUGUACCUGUAAAUUGGAGGGAUCAGAGAUUAGGGCAACUCAGAAAGCAGUAGGGAACAAAGAAAAAAAAUGGAAAUGGAGAUGUGUUCUGAAAUUUGUACCGGUAAGGUAUACUUGGUCCUAUAGGUGGAUACCUUUUUGUAGCAGUUUGGGACUUGCAUGAGCCAGCCCCAAGUAUUUUUGUACCUUUACCUUUUUGUCUAUAUUUGCUGAUGUAUUUUGAUAGAAUUCUUUUUACAUAAUAGUUGAAUUCACCAAAAUAUUCAUCUUUGGUAUAUAUCUCUCACAAA